AUGUCGUUCAACAAUACUUUGCCAAGUUGCAAGGAUGCGCCAGAGACUGCGUUGUCAGAUGCAGGGGUUGCGGGAGCUGGUAUCCUGCUGGCCUUUAUAAUCACUGCUGGACUCGCGUUGAUAUUCUCGUCAUUCAUCGUGUUUUCCGAAAUUCGCGGAAGAUCGUCGCGCAACAUAUCCCGAAAGAUCCUCAGUGGUCUGAGCGACCAAAUGAUCGUUGAAGGAAUCGCUAUUCAGGUUGUCGGCCUUGCCAGAGUCAACUCGAUGAUUCCAUAUCACUUCUUCAUCAUCUGGAUGUUAGCCAUCUUAUCGACGGCAACAAAUUUUGCUACGCUCCUCGCCUUGGUGCAGGACUUCAAGCGAGACUGGCUUCUGAGAUGGCUCCGACAAUUCGCCAUGUUUGUCAAUUUGGUGCUUACCACUGUGUUUGGCAUUUUCGUCCUGCAGACGAACAUGCGGAAUUUGUCCCCAACGUUGCCCAUAGCGUGCGUCUGGCAAGAACACGCCACUGGUGAAAGUGGACGAUCCAAUUCAGCCGUCUCUGUCGCGGGAACGAUCGCUGUGAUCGCUGCAAGCUGCAUCAUCUUCGUGCUCAGCACAUGGUAUUUGCACAUGCCCAAGCUGGUAUGGGGCAAAGUGGUGCGAGUCGUUUGCUUGAUCGUGCUAAUGGCCAUUGCGAUUGGUGCUGCUGCAAGAGUGAUCAUCAUCUCACAGGCUUUCGGAUCACCGUCGGUGGACCUGUCGGACCGAGGUGAAAAACAGUGGACUUUCGGCCAGCUCCUUACCAUGCUCCUGCUGCUGUUACCUUUUGUGUCUGCUCUGGAAAUCUUCAGAGGUACGCUCGCUCACCACACUCGCAAGGCCAUUGCCCAAGAGCUAACCAAACUUAGGAGAGAUGGCGGUCCCACGGGCGAAUGCUGGCGCUGA
This is a messenger RNA of Cyphellophora europaea CBS 101466, 927 nucleotides long. RefSeq lists its product as uncharacterized. Bases 1 to 927 code for a protein of 308 amino acids. Lineage: Eukaryota; Fungi; Ascomycota; Eurotiomycetes; Chaetothyriales; Cyphellophoraceae. The record is from RefSeq and is a predicted model, not a curated record. The transcript is spliced from 2 exons.